Molecule: messenger RNA, 2859 nt
Organism: Jatropha curcas
Lineage: Eukaryota; Viridiplantae; Streptophyta; Magnoliopsida; Malpighiales; Euphorbiaceae
Product: Leucine-rich repeat protein kinase family protein
Biological process (GO): protein phosphorylation
Molecular function (GO): protein binding; protein kinase activity; ATP binding
Source: RefSeq, a predicted model, not a curated record
UAAUGUAUGUUUAUCAUCUCUGUUUAAAGCAGCAAUUGCCCAAUUGGGUCUGAAGAUAGAGAAAGUGUCUCUCUUUCUGCAGCAAAACCAGUAAGAAGAAGAAUUUUAAAAAGUAAUAUUGUAAUAAAUGCAAAGGUAGUGUGUAUAUAUACUGUAUAGAGUAUACAGUUCAUCGAGAUCUGCGUGUUAACUCUGCGUUUGCUUGACGGAGAAGCUUCAAGAAAUUCUUAGCUGAAUUGAACGUUAGCAUUUAGGGACUGUUUGUUCGAAUCUAAAACAGCUGCAACAACAACAACUACUUUACUCUUUAUAAUUCUUCUGUUGUUGGCUCUUUAGCGUGCGUGUUCUUGAAGAAAUGCCCACUUUAAAUCUUUGGCCUUUUCUCCUUUCUUCACUGUCUCUCGGCUUCUACUUCAGAUCAGCAUUUUUCUUCCUCUGAUGGCUAUCACUGUCUUGCACUCGCAUUCUUGAGCUAUUUCAAGAAAUUUUUCAGUUGAGAUUGAAAUUGCUGGUGUUUGUGCAGAAUUGAAAUUAGGGGAAGAAGAGGAAUUGCUAAGGUUAUACUCAUCAAUCACAUCCGAGACAAUUUCAUUAACAUACUCUAUGAAGACACUCUCAUUCAUUCUGGCAUUGACAUUUCAGUCUCUACUGUUUUUCCUUCCCCAAACUAGUGCUGACCUAAAUUCUGACAAACAAGCCCUUCUUAACUUUGCUGCUGCAGUUCCUCAUAGAAGGAAACUCAAUUGGAAUUCUACUACCCCAGUAUGCAAGACUUGGGUAGGCAUCACCUGUAAUGGUUCUCGUGUAACUUCUGUUCGCCUCCCUGGCACUGGACUGUAUGGUCGUAUUCCAGCUAACACGCUUGAGAAGUUGGAUGCCCUCAUGACCCUCAGUCUCCGCUCCAACCGCCUUAGUGGAGACCUUCCUUCAGAUUUACUCUCGCUUCCUUCCCUUCGUUAUGUAUACCUUCAACAUAACAACUUUUCAGGAACUAUUCCCUUAUCUCUUUCUUCUCAUCUUAACUCACUUGACCUCUCCUACAAUUCAUUCACAGGCAGCAUUCCUAUCACAGUACAAAACUUAACAAACCUUACCAGUUUGAACCUUCAAAACAAUUCCCUUACAGGAUCUAUACCCCAAAUCGGUAACUCAGUGCUCAAACAGUUAAACUUGAGCUACAACCACUUGAAUGGUUCAGUUCCAUCUACUCUUCAAAAGUUCCCUAUCUCCUCCUUUGAGGGGAAUGAUAUGCUAUGUGGACCACCACUCAACCGGUGUUCCUCACUUGUGCCCUCCCCUUCGCCUUCCCCCACUUCCUUACCACCUUCUCCAACCAACUCCCAGUCCCCCACUUCCUUACCACCUUCUCCAACCAACUCCCAGUCCCCCAUUUCCUUACCACUUUCUCCGACCAACUCUCAAAAACCAACAUACAGUUCAAAGAAGAAACUAAGUACUGGGUCUAUCAUUGCCAUUGCAAUUGGAGGAGCUGCGAUACCAUUCUUUUUAUUUUUGCUUUACGUGAUAUGCUGUUUGAAGAAAAAAGGUAGUGAAGACAAAGCUGCACUGGAAGAGAAAGGCAGAAGGAAUGAGAAGCCUAAGGAAGACUUUGGGAGUGGGGUGCAAGAUGCUGAGAAGAACAAGUUAGUAUUUUUUGAAGGAAGUUCUUACAAUUUUGAUCUUGAGGAUUUAUUGAGAGCGUCAGCUGAAGUACUAGGAAAAGGAAGUUAUGGAACAACCUAUAAGGCUAUCUUGGAGGAGGGAACAAUAGUAGUUGUGAAGAGGUUAAAAGAUGUGGUGGCAGGGAAAAGAGAAUUUGAGCAGCAAAUGGAGACUGUUGGAAGAGUUGGCCAGCACUUAAAUGUCAUUCCUCUCCGUGCUUAUUAUUACUCCAAGGAUGAGAAACUCCUGGUUUAUGACUAUGUAGCAGGCGGAAGCUUUUUCACAUUAUUGCAUGGAGGUGGUAUUUUUGGGCGAACUCCCCUGGACUGGGAAUCCAGAGUAAAGAUUUGCCUUGGAGCUGCAAGAGGCAUUGCCCAUAUCCAUUCUGCUGGUGGAGGGAAAUUCAUUCAUGGCAACAUCAAAUCCUCCAAUUUACUCCUCACUCAAGACCUCCGUGGCCGCAUUUCAGAUUUUGGCUUAACUCCUAUAAUGAGUUAUCCCUCUGUCCCAGCUAGAAGUGCAGGCUACCGAGCUCCUGAGGUGAUAGAAACUCGAAAAUCUACCCAAAAGUCUGAUGUUUAUAGUUUUGGGGUUCUCCUACUUGAAAUGCUGACAGGCAAAGCACCAGUCCAAUCAACCGGGCAAGAUGAAGUGGUUGAUCUCCCAAGGUGGGUCCAAUCUGUUGUUCGAGAGGAAUGGACCGCAGAAGUGUUUGAUGUGGAGUUAAUGAGAUACCAGAAUAUUGAGGAAGAAAUGGUGCAGAUGCUACAAAUAGCAAUGUCAUGCGUGGCAAGAGUGCCAGACACAAGACCUACGAUGAAUGAAGUGGUUAGGAUGAUAGAGGAAAUCCGGCCAACAGAUUCCGUGAACCACACAUCAGAGGAGAACACAGAAUCAAAUACUCAAACCCCAUAAUCAAUUUGUUGAUCAUUUCCAUACACAGAAUUUACUGCUUAGAUUUCCCGUAUGAUAGCUCGUUUAACUGUUCGAGAGCAAAUCUAUUAGACUGCAUCUGUUAGUCUACAAGCAAGUGUGCGAAGGGAAACUCCUAGUGUAAGUACUUCUAUUUAUAUUGCAAGACGUUUGUCCAGUGAUUUGAUCAUCUUUUAGCAUUGUAGCUUACAAAUUUUUCCUUACUAGAGUUUAUUUCCUUAUUGUAACAAAGUUUUCUUCAUAAUAUUUAUCUUUAGACCCUAA